CGCGCCCCCGGCCCCGCCGGUCCCGCCGCGAUGCUGUUCCACAGUCUGUCGGGCCCCGAGGUGCACGGGGUCAUCGACGAGAUGGACCGUAGGGCCAAGAGCGAGGCUCCCGCCAUCAGCUCCGCCAUCGACCGCGGCGACACCGAGACGACCAUGCCGUCCAUCAGCAGUGACCGCGCAGCGCUGUGCGCUGGCUGCGGGGGCAAGAUCUCGGACCGCUACUACCUGCUGGCGGUGGACAAGCAGUGGCACAUGCGCUGCCUCAAGUGCUGCGAGUGCAAGCUCAACCUGGAGUCGGAGCUCACCUGUUUCAGCAAAGACGGUAGCAUCUACUGCAAGGAAGACUACUACAGGCGGUUCUCUGUGCAGCGCUGCGCCCGCUGCCACCUGGGCAUCUCGGCCUCGGAGAUGGUGAUGCGCGCUCGGGACUUGGUUUAUCACCUCAACUGCUUCACGUGCACCACGUGUAACAAGAUGCUGACCACGGGCGAUCACUUCGGCAUGAAGGACAGCCUGGUCUACUGCCGCUUGCACUUCGAGGCGCUGCUGCAGGGCGAGUACCCCGCACACUUCAACCACGCUGACGUGGCAGCGGCGGCCGCUGCAGCCGCGGCAGCCAAGAGCGCGGGGCUAGGCGCAGCAGGGGCCAACCCUCUGGGUCUUCCCUACUACAAUGGUGUGGGCACUGUGCAGAAGGGGCGGCCGAGGAAGCGCAAGAGCCCGGGCCCUGGUGCAGAUCUGGCGGCCUACAACGCUGCGCUAAGCUGCAACGAAAACGACGCAGAGCACCUGGACCGUGACCAGCCAUACCCGAGCAGCCAGAAGACCAAGCGCAUGCGCACGUCCUUCAAACACCACCAGCUUCGGACCAUGAAGUCUUACUUUGCCAUUAACCACAACCCCGACGCCAAGGACUUGAAGCAGCUCGCGCAAAAGACGGGCCUCACCAAGCGGGUCCUCCAGGUCUGGUUCCAGAACGCCCGAGCCAAGUUCAGGCGCAACCUCUUACGGCAGGAAAACACGGGCGUGGACAAGUCGACAGACACGGCGCUGCAGACAGGGACGCCAUCGGGCCCGGCCUCGGAGCUCUCCAACGCCUCCCUCAGCCCCUCCAGCACGCCCACCACCCUGACAGACUUGACUAGCCCCACCCUGCCAACUGUGACGUCCGUCUUAACUUCUGUGCCUGGCAACCUGGAGGGCCAUGAGCCUCACAGCCCCUCACAAACGACUCUUACCAACCUUUUCUAAUGACUCGCACCCUCCCACCCCACAAUUUCUUUAAAAAAGAAAUUAUCUUUAGUUGAAUUCCAAGUGUAUUUUAAAAUAGAGGCUUUGAGCAACUAACUAACCACAUUUUAGGAUCUCGCCUGGAAACAGAGGAAAAAAAAAACAAGUGUGCACCCAGCUAAUGCAGCGGUGUGGACCGACAACUUGGAAGAUCUACCUGCAACACAACAUUUGUGUCACUGUACAGUUUUGUGGACUGAGCGAGGAAAAACAACAAAUAAUUUAAGUUGGCUAGAGCUUCUGUAUUUUCAAAGACUGCCACGUGCCUUAGGAAUACUGUUUUAUCUCCAUACUUUGGAUGACUUGUUCAUUUUUCUCUCCCUCUUUUUCUCUGUAUAUUUAUGACCAGAGCAAAAAUGUAAAAAACAAAAAACAACAAAAAAAAGUUUGUUACUUUGAAUAGUCC
This is a messenger RNA of Macaca mulatta (Rhesus monkey), 1696 nucleotides long. RefSeq names its product LIM homeobox 2 (gene LHX2). NCBI's taxonomy places the organism in Eukaryota, Metazoa, Chordata, Mammalia, Primates, Cercopithecidae. The record is from RefSeq and is marked provisional. Gene Ontology annotation, cellular component: nucleus. Gene Ontology annotation, molecular function: RNA polymerase II transcription regulatory region sequence-specific DNA binding; DNA-binding transcription factor activity, RNA polymerase II-specific. Gene Ontology annotation, biological process: regulation of transcription by RNA polymerase II; neuron differentiation.